UUGAAAACAUGUCUCCCAUGAAGCUGUGUGUUCCAGGAGAGAGGCUGUGCAGCACGGAGGAUUGUAUUCCAGGGACAGGGACGUACCUGCGACAUGGCUACAUCUUUGCCUCUCUUGCUGGAUAUGUGCUGAGGAAGAACGAAGGAGAAGAGCUGCCUGUGAUAUCUGUCGUGAGAGAAACAGAGGCACAAUUGCUGCCUGAUGUCGGCGCUAUAGUCACGUGCAAGGUUACCAGUAUCAACCCAAGGUUUGCUAAAGUCCACAUCCUCUAUGUUGGUUCCACCCCACUGAAGGACAGGUUCAGAGGAACUAUCAGGAAAGAAGAUGUAAGAGCAACAGAAAAAGACAAGGUUGAGACAUACAAAAGUUUCCGGCCCGGAGACAUUGUCCUUGCAAAAGUGAUUUCCCUGGGUGAUGUUCAGUCCAACUACCUGCUGACGACGGCGGAGAACGAGCUGGGUGUGGUGGUGGCACACAGCGAGGCAGGCGUGCAGAUGGUGCCGAUCAGCUGGUGUGAGAUGCAGUGCCCCCGGACUCACGCUAAAGAGUUCCGGAAGGUGGCCAGGGUACAGCCUGAGUAUCUCCAGGCCUGAAGCAAGGCUUCUGAUUCCCCUCUGCGGGCUCUCGCCUCGACAUCCAGCAUUCCCUUUCCUCCAGGAACACACAGCUUCUAUCUGACAAUGCAGACCAAGCCCUGCGUAUGACAGGAUCGAGCGCCUGGUAUUCUCAGUUCAUGGAGACACUCGGAGAGGAAGACUUCCGAAGUGAUGGCUACAUACAAAACAAGUGACAACCAGUAGCUAUAAAGCGAUCGGGAUUUUGAAGUAAAUGUUCUUUAAUUACGACUGGUAAUUGACAGCACUGUUCUGAAGACUCGGUGGAAUAUAUGAUCCCGAAACCAGAUUACAGUUUUUGUUUCUAUGCAUUUACAUUCAUUCUUGGUUUCUUUUCUUGCCUUUGGAAAAGUACAAAAAAAUAAACAUGAUUUUUCAAGCA
Megalops cyprinoides (Indo-Pacific tarpon) is the source of this 996-nucleotide messenger RNA. RefSeq names its product exosome component 1 (gene exosc1). Bases 9 to 593 code for a protein of 194 amino acids. Gene Ontology annotation, cellular component: nuclear exosome (RNase complex); cytoplasm. Gene Ontology annotation, biological process: RNA processing. The record is from RefSeq and is a predicted model, not a curated record. Gene Ontology annotation, molecular function: RNA binding. NCBI's taxonomy places the organism in Eukaryota, Metazoa, Chordata, Actinopteri, Elopiformes, Megalopidae. The transcript is spliced from 8 exons.